GCUCCGAUUCCUUCUCCACCGUCACUGAAGCGGUAUUCACGAAAUAGGACAGUCCGGGGACUCACACUGUCAUACAGGGCCUACUUCCGUCAGCUAUAUCGCUCUGUAAUUUGUUUAAAACAGUCCUAUUCUUUUCAACCGAGACGUUUGAGAAGUGCGUUUUUUCAUUUUUCAACACGGCCCCAGCACAGGGUGGACUGACGUGCCAUGAAUGAGCCGAUAGAAGGCAGUACAGUCUCGUUUGAUGAGUAUGUGCGGCAGAAGGCACGCUCUGUACCUCAGCACCGCAUGAAGGAGUUCCUGGAGUCUCUGGCCACCAAAGGCCCAGAGGUGCUGCAGGAAUUCAGCCAGCAGACCAGCAAUACCACCACAACCAUGGUCUACCAACAAGGUGGCAACUGCAUCUACACAGACAGCACAGAGGUGGCAGGCUCAUUACUGGAACUGGCCUGUCCGGUGCAGGUGACGUCUGCGCAAAUCUCACCACAACUGGCAGCAGCUGUGCACCAGGCAUCUGAGCAACAGAUUCAAGUUCAGGUGCAGAUCCAGGGGGAACAAGGGCAGACAGUGGGUCAGGUACUCCAAGUGUCAUCCCCAUCACAUCAGCAGCAGCUCCAGGGAGUGACCACUGCAACACAGUUAGUCCAGCAAGGAGAGCUCACUGAGGAACAGCACCAGCAGAUCCAGGCCCAGUUGGUGGCUGCUGUAGCAGGAGGACAGCAGAUUCAGAUACAGACAGUGGAGGCUCUCUCUCCUCCCCAGCAGCAAGGCUCCCCAAGAGAGGCAGAGAGGAGGCCAGGAGCUUCUCCUGCUGUUCUGCAGCCUGCCAAAAAGCGCAAGGUGGAUGUACCUAUCGCUGUGUCCUACUCUCUGCCUCAAGGCCAACAGCUGGCUACCGUGUUGGCCAUCCCUCAGGGCCAGCAGCAGGGCUAUCUGUCCCUUAGACCUGACCUGCUCACCGUGGACAGCACCCAUCUCUACAGUGCCACAGGCACCAUCACAGGACCUGCCGGCGAGACCUGGACCAUCCCUGUUUACUCCGCCCCUCAGCAACAGGGCGUGGCCCACAUCGCCAUCCCUCAGGAAGCCUACAGCACCGUGCAGGUUCAGGCUUCUCCCGCCACCCACGACAAAGACAAAGACAAGAUGGGCACUGGUUCCUCCCCGCCCGCAGGAGCAGUGGCGGUCCCUGUAUCCGCAGCCACGGCAGGGGUGGGCACUCAGGAGGAGGUAGUGCAGACGCUUUUCCCCGCGCAGUUCAUGAAUGGGAACAUUCACAUCCCCGUGGCAGUGCAGACAGUGGGAGGAACGUACUCCGGAACCACUCAAGCUCUGCAUAUCUGGGACCCUCAGCAACAGCAGCAUGGGCAGGAGGGUGACGGACAGGAGCAACAGCUCCACCUACAGGUCAGCCAUGAGAUGGCUCAGGCUGAGGGAGAGGGUCAGGCGGAGCCGGCUGCAGAGCUGCUGCUCCCCACUUCUCUAAAACCAGAGGAAGGGCUGGAGGUGUGGCGGCUCUGGGCACAACGCAAAAAUGCAGAGAUGGACAAAAACGAACAGAAAACACUAGCACCCAUCGGACGUCGACAGCCCCUGCGUUUCCAGGAGGACUUGGUGUCGAGUUCUGUGGCUGAGCUUAACGUCGCUCUGGCCCUCAUGACCCAAGAGGCCCGUGGGCUUGAAGGGGAACAGUUUGAGCCCGACGCUCUCUACUACAUCUUCCUCUGUAUACAAAAAUACAUGUUUGAAAACGGGAGGGUGGAUGAUAUUUUUUCGGACCCUUACUAUGAGCGCUUCUCCCAGUGGCUACACAGAGUGCUAGAGGAGUGGAGGCCAACUGUACACCCUCUUGGUUACAUCAUACCCAGUCAUGUGACAGAGGAGAUGCUGUGGGAGUGUAAACAGCUGGGUGCCCAUUCCCCGUCUACUCUUCUUACCACGCUGAUGUUCUUCAAUACAAAGUAUUUCCACCUCACCACAGUGGAGCAACACAUGAAAGUGGCAUUCUCUAAGGUCCUCAGACACACCAAGAAAAACCCAUCAAAUCCCAAGGACAAGAGCACCAGCAUCCGAUACCUGAAGGGUGUUGGGCCACACCACAUUGGACAGAAAGUAACAGAUGACAUGUAUGCAGAACAGGCUGAGGACCCUGAGAAUCCAUUGCGCUGUCCCAUCAAACUCUAUGACUUUUACCUCUUUAAAUGCCCACAGACAGCCAAGGGACGUAACGACACGUACUACCUGACGCCAGAGCCUGUGGUUGCACCAAACAGUCCCAUAUGGUACUCCACACAGCCAAUUUCAACCCAGCAGCUGGAGCACAUGCUUACGCGUAUCCUCAUGGUUCGGGAAAUACAGGAAGCCAUCGCCGUUGCACAGGGAAACGUAAACUGAUGGGAGGCGGUUCGCUGUGCACGGGGACACUCUGUCAGUCGUUUUCAUGUUCAUCGUGUCUUGCUUACAAACUCCAAGGAAAGAAAAUCAAGUGGCCUCUACUCUCUCCUCAUACUCAUUUAUGAUAUGGGGGGAGAGACUUGCAGUGU
Chanos chanos (milkfish) is the source of this 2543-nucleotide messenger RNA. It is a transcript of the gene qrich1, whose product is annotated as glutamine-rich 1. The transcript is spliced from 12 exons. Bases 208 to 2394 code for a protein of 728 amino acids. The record is from RefSeq and is a predicted model, not a curated record. NCBI's taxonomy places the organism in Eukaryota, Metazoa, Chordata, Actinopteri, Gonorynchiformes, Chanidae.